This is a messenger RNA of Ictidomys tridecemlineatus (thirteen-lined ground squirrel), 5671 nucleotides long. RefSeq names its product mbt domain containing 1 (gene Mbtd1). NCBI's taxonomy places the organism in Eukaryota, Metazoa, Chordata, Mammalia, Rodentia, Sciuridae. Gene Ontology annotation, cellular component: nucleus. Gene Ontology annotation, molecular function: chromatin binding; zinc ion binding. The record is from RefSeq and is a predicted model, not a curated record. Gene Ontology annotation, biological process: negative regulation of DNA-templated transcription.
CCACUCCCCUCGCCAGCCCCUCCCCGUGUGGGAGUUCCUCCGGGAGGGCCAAUCUUCCGGGUGUAGGGGGACGCGGCGUGAUUGGAGUGGAAAUUUUUUCCAACACAACAAAUGCAACCUAUUGAAAAGACAGCUUGAGUACAAACGGGGGUGACUAAGUGAAACUUCUGAUCUCCCUUCAGAUCUUUUAACCACUGGACUUUACCCAAACCUCAAUUACCUUUACUUCCCUUCGUUUUGGUACGGUCCUUAGAGUACGGAGCCUGCAGAGGGUCCCACGCUGGAGGAGAGAGAGGAGGAGUCGGAAGAGACAUUAGAGGUCACCCAAAGCAGCCGUCCCCUCUGCAGCCUCUGAAAAGUGCUUUUCAGGUUCAUACUUAAGGAUUCAUAACUUUCUUCUGAAGAACUGAAAGUGUCCAUGUGAACUAUUUUAUUUUAUCAUACAUCUUCCUGUGUGACAGAACAUUCUUCACAAUCCAAAAGGAAAAGAAGAGACUCAUUCGGGAUGUUUGACGGUUAUGAUAGCUGCAGUGAGGACACAAGUAGCAGCUCCAGCUCAGAGGAGAGUGAAGAAGAAGUUGCUCCUUUACCUUCCAAUCUUCCAAUUAUCAAAAACAAUGGACAAGUGUACACAUACCCAGAUGGUAAAUCUGGCAUGGCUACCUGCGAGAUGUGUGGGAUGGUUGGUGUUCGAGAUGCCUUUUACUCUAAAACAAAACGUUUCUGCAGUGUUUCCUGUUCAAGAAGUUAUUCGUCAAACUCCAAGAAGGCAAGCAUUUUGGCCAGACUUCAGGUAACGGGUAAGCCUCCAACAAAAAAAGCAAAAGUUCUUCAGAAACAACCUUUAGUUGCUAAACUAGCUGCUUAUGCUCAGUAUCAAGCUACCUUGCAAAAUCAAGCAAAGACGAAAGCAGCAGUCUCCAUGGAAGGUUUCAGCUGGGGUAACUACAUCAAUAGCAAUAGCUUUAUAGCGGCACCAGUUACCUGUUUUAAGCAUGCACCUAUGGGGACCUGCUGGGGUGAUAUCUCAGAAAAUGUGAGAGUAGAAGUUCCCAAUACAGACUGCAGCCUACCUACCAAAGUCUUCUGGAUUGCUGGAAUUAUAAAAUUAGCAGGUUAUAAUGCCCUUUUAAGAUAUGAAGGAUUUGAAAAUGACUCUGGUCUGGACUUCUGGUGCAAUAUAUGUGGUUCUGAUAUCCAUCCAGUUGGUUGGUGUGCAGCCAGUGGAAAACCUCUUGUUCCUCCAAGAACUAUUCAACAUAAAUAUACAAACUGGAAAGCCUUUCUAGUGAAAAGACUUACUGGUGCCAAAACACUUCCUCCUGAUUUCUCACAAAAGGUUUCUGAGAGUAUGCAGUAUCCUUUUAAGCCUUGCAUGAGAGUAGAAGUGGUUGACAAGAGGCAUUUGUGUCGGACACGAGUGGCGGUAGUGGAAAGUGUAAUUGGUGGAAGAUUGAGACUAGUGUAUGAAGAGAGUGAAGAUAGAACAGAUGACUUCUGGUGCCAUAUGCACAGCCCCUUAAUCCAUCACAUUGGUUGGUCUCGAAGCAUAGGCCAUCGUUUCAAAAGAUCAGAUAUUACAAAGAAACAGGAUGGACAUUUUGAUACACCACCACAUUUAUUUGCUAAGGUAAAAGAAGUAGACCAGAGUGGGGAAUGGUUCAAGGAAGGAAUGAAAUUGGAAGCUAUAGACCCAUUAAAUCUUUCUACAAUAUGUGUUGCAACCAUUAGAAAGGUGCUGGCUGAUGGAUUCCUGAUGAUUGGGAUCGAUGGCUCAGAAGCAGCAGAUGGAUCUGAUUGGUUCUGUUACCAUGCAACCUCUCCUUCUAUUUUCCCUGUCGGUUUCUGUGAAAUUAACAUGAUUGAACUUACUCCACCCAGAGGUUACACAAAACUUCCUUUUAAAUGGUUUGACUACCUCAGGGAAACUGGCUCCAUUGCAGCACCAGUAAAACUAUUUAAUAAGGAUGUUCCAAAUCAUGGAUUUCGUGUAGGAAUGAAAUUAGAAGCAGUAGAUCUCAUGGAGCCACGUUUAAUAUGUGUAGCCACAGUAACUCGAAUUAUUCAUCGUCUCUUGAGGAUACAUUUUGAUGGAUGGGAAGAAGAGUACGAUCAGUGGGUAGACUGUGAGUCUCCUGACCUCUAUCCUGUAGGGUGGUGUCAGUUAACUGGAUAUCAACUACAGCCUCCAGCAUCACAGUCAUCAAGAGAAAGCCAAUCAGCUUCAUCAAAACAGAAGAAAAAGGCUAAGUCCCAGCAAUACAAAGGACAUAAGAAAAAGAGGAAGAUGCCAGUUGGGAAGAAGCCUGUCAGUUUGUCGAGCCUGCCCAUGACAGGCGGGGUGCGGAGGAGCUUCUCUGGUGACGAAGAGUUGACUCCUCCUCCAUACCGAGCCCUGCCAGCACAGACAGCCCCAGAGGCCUUCCCACCUCCCAGCACUAGCCGAGAGUUCAGGCCCAGCCUCAAAACAGUGACUACGUUGCAGCUGAAGGAGGAGUUGCUAGAUGGAGAGGAUUACAACUUCCUUCAAGGAGCAUCUGAUCAAGAAAGCAAUGGCUCUGCCAACUUCUACAUCAAACAAGAGCCAUGAGGUGGCUCAGAAACUGAGGGUGGGAGGGGGAAAAUUUUACACAGAACUGAUUUAUAAUCCAGCUGUACAGCGGGCUAUUCUACUGGGACAUUUUGCUAAACACAGAAAAUUUCAGUUCCAGAUUUUUCAGGUGGGUAGGGAAACUAUUUUAGCCGGGUGGGGGGGAAAUUUUUCAAUUUAUAAAAAGAUGGACAAUUUUUGUGUUGUAUUUGAAGCUUUUGAAAGAAUUUUGUAAUAUUUUCCAAGUUUGGAUUUAUGUGCAUUGUUAACAAGAACUGAAAAUCUUAACUUUUUUGGUAAGAUUAAAGUUUAGGUAGCAGGAUUGAAGGAAAUGAUUUAAGAAGGAUAUAGUUGUAAAUGCAAAUGAACUGUCAUUACAAAUGAACCUUUUUGGUACCUGUUGGGAGAUUUUUGGAUUUUAGAAGUUAAGCCAGUCACAUCUCCAGCUUCCUUUGCUGCAGAAAUAUGCAACUGAACCCCUCAUGGAGGGCUCAUCACCAUGUAGAUCACGGAAGGGGUAAUUAAUUCUGCUUGAUGGCAUUUUAUUGCAGCCCAUUUUAAAUGUUUGUACAGAAAUGUUUUUCAUUCUGUGAAAAUUUAUUUGGAGUUCUAUAUGAAACUGGAAGAACUCUGGAUACAUUUAUGUGUUCUUUUAAGUAAAAAAUGAUUCAAAUUAUCCUAACACUAAAGUGUUUAAACUGGAAUGGUUGACAAGAUAUACAGGAUCUCGACAUACAUGUUGCGGGGUUAGGGAAAAUGCAAUAUUAUCCUAAGUUUAUUUUCUUUUCCUUACUAAAACAAAUCCCACAAAAAGGGAUUCUGAUUAAUUCUCUGACAUUUCCCUCCAUCUGUGAGAUAGCAACUUGGCAUGACCACACCCCAAAACGGAUGUUCUAUAUUACCAAAACAAUCAAAAGUUGUUCAAAGCCGAAAUAGGUUUAGAUUUCAAAAUCAUUCCAGCUCCACAUUUAACUAGCUUGGAUUUGUUAGAAAACUAAUUUGAAAGAGAAUUUAAUUUUCAUACAAUUCCUAUAUCUAGUAUGAAUUAUCUUUAUUUGUAGUCAGAAUUUAUUUUAACAGUAAUAACAGUAAGUGAUUUGGACCAUUUUGAACAUUCCCUAUUUUAAAAUUCACAUGGCUUCCUUUAAAAUUAGGGUACAAGGGUAAAUUGGUGAAAGGUUUGCUGUUUUCUAACCUUCUACCGAGUUGUGACUGAAUGAGAGAGCUCUAGCGUUUACCAGUGAGGUUCAUAAACUAAACUCUCAGGAAUUCAUUGCAUCUGUUGUAGAAGUGCUUCUGGGUCUUAGCCUGGCCUCUUCAGAGUGAUAAUACUGACCAUCUCCUCUGGAAUAUAGGCAGGGCUAAUUAGAAAUUAAUCAAAAUGAUUAACCUCUACAGUCCUUCAGCCUAUGAAAUGCUUUAAAAAAUGUUAGAAAGUCCCAGGAGACCAUUUUAGGUAAGAUUUUUGUUUGAAUUUUAAAAUGCAUAGAACGUUUAAAACCAGCAAUUUAUUUUCUAAAAUAUUGCUCUACUUUUGGGAAUAAUAGCAUUGGUAAUACGCACAGGUUUACCUCAUUCUAUGCAAGAGGGGUUAAUAUCAUAAGAUUUUGUAGUAGCUACUGGAAGUAAAAUGUGUUACUUUAUAAUGUAAGAAUGUAUGGAAUCGCAUGUCACCAUUUCUUAAUACUGACUCUUUGGGGGCAUAAAUGCAGAUCACAUCAACGCAAGUUGAUUCUCGUGUCAAAUAUAUGUGAAUUCAGCUGUAAAUUACUGGAUAUCUUAAACAACAUUGCUGAGAGGGACCUACCAUAAAUGUGACAUCCUCACACUUCCCAAAUCUUGAACUUCGAAGAAUCUUCCCAUAAACUUAAAGCCUAGAAGAGUUCCAAGGCAAAGGGUACAGCAGUCUUUAUUCUCAGGCUCAGUGGAUUAAAUACAGGACUGUGGCUCCAUGAUGCAGGCUCAAGAAGCCUGUGGUGUACUCUAGGAGUACCUUGGGUGUAGGAGCCCUCUGGGGAACUGAAUAAACCAGGAGGGAUGUGAUUUGGAGCCAGCCAGUCCUGGUAAUUAGUUCUGUGAAUGCUCAUCUGUAGCCAGGUUUUAUAAGCUUCCAGUUCUAUAGCAAAAACCAGGCUCUGAGUGUUUUAGGAUUUCCCAUAUACUCAUGAAGUGUUUUUUGUCUUGAUCCAGUGACCAACAGUUAAGGGUUGGUAAGGACUUCCUACAGUCUAAAUACAACCUGAAGCCCUCCUCAUUACUCAUACUCUAACUCCUGCUGCUGAGAACAGAAAAUAAGUCAAUGCAGAGGAGAUAUAUGUCUCAGCCAUAACUCUUGAUUGUACAACUCAGUAGACCCAUUCUCUUACGGUUCACAGUGUACUGCUGACCUUGGGUUUGUUUUUGUUUUUGUUUUCCUGUUAGGAUUACUUGGGGACUUUUGGUAGUUUAAACUCUUUAACCUUUUCCUUGCUGUGUAUGAGGAAAGCUAAAGCUGUUAUCAACUUCUUAUUCUACGGAUACUAACACGGGUUUUCAGUGUUUGUUUGUUUUAUUAUUAUUAAUUUUGUGUGAUGUGAAUACCCUCUCCCAUCAAUAUUUGUAUUAUGGUGCUAUAUAUUUGGUAAUGAUCCUUUAAUAUUGGGAAGGGAUUUUAAAAAUACUGUGAUUAAACUGGGUUUCUUCCUUUGAUUUUCAUAUUUUAAAUAAAGCCACAGUCAUUUAUACAAAAGAAAAGCAUCUCUCUGUUCCUAGGCAAAUCUUUUGAGGACAGAGAUCAAAGUAAACUGCAUAAGGUUUUUACAUCAUUUCUGUAUGUAUUUGAUAUAUAGAUCAAUAUCUGUACAAAUUUAAUCUUUUAUUUUCUGGUAACUUGUGAUCAUUGAGAAAGUGUUUGAAACUUUCUCAUGAAGUGUAUAUAAUGGCGUGAAAAAUUCCUUCAGAGAAAUUUAUGUUCCUUUCAUUUUUACCAAAUUGCAAAUUUUCAGCAUGGAUGUGAAAAGCAUUAAAAUUAUAACUUUGUGUACAAGAUUAAAAUAAUUCACUAAAUUUGCCCUUUUUUACACAAAAUAAAAUGUUAAAGUU